This is a messenger RNA of Oxyura jamaicensis (ruddy duck), 4958 nucleotides long. It is a transcript of the gene NUP155, whose product is annotated as nucleoporin 155. The transcript has 36 exons. Gene Ontology annotation, molecular function: structural constituent of nuclear pore. Lineage: Eukaryota; Metazoa; Chordata; Aves; Anseriformes; Anatidae. The coding region runs from base 90 to 4313 and encodes 1407 amino acids. The record is from RefSeq and is a predicted model, not a curated record. Gene Ontology annotation, biological process: RNA export from nucleus; protein import into nucleus; transcription-dependent tethering of RNA polymerase II gene DNA at nuclear periphery. Gene Ontology annotation, cellular component: nuclear pore; nuclear pore inner ring.
GCGGAGAGGCGGGCGGGCAGCUCCCGGUGCUGGUCGCGUCGUGGUCCCGGUCCCUGGCCCGGCCCGGCCCGGCCCGGCCCGGCCCCGCCAUGCCCGCCGCCAUGAGCCCCGCCGCGCCCGCCGCGCACGAGGCGCUGGAGGCCGCGGGCCGCAUCAUUGACCGGCAGAUCCAGGACGACCGCUGCUACCCGGACCUGUCCGAGCUGCUGGCCGUGCCGGCGCCCGGUAGCCCCACCGUUUCUGGUAUGACAGAUAUGGAUUAUCCUUUGCAAGGUCCAGGUCUGCUGUCAAUACCUAAUCUUCCAGAGAUCAGCUCAGUCCGCAGAGUCCCACUUCCUCCAGAGCUAGUGGAGCAGUUUGGACAUAUGCAAUGCAAUUGUAUGAUGGGAGUGUUUCCAGAAAUCAGCAGAGCAUGGCUAACCAUUGACAGUGACAUUUUUAUGUGGAACUACGAAGAUGGGGGAGAUCUAGCUUAUUUUGAUGGCCUCAGUGAAACUAUCCUUGCUGUGGGUCUUGUAAAACCAAAGGGAGGUAUAUUCCAGCCUCACGUACGACACUUACUUGUUCUGGCAACUCCUGUGGAUAUUGUGAUUUUAGGGCUCAGUUGCUCUAAUAUACAAGCAGGUACUGGAUCACUCAAUGAUAGUAUGUCUGGAGGAAUGCAGCUGCUACCAGACCCUCUCUAUUCACUCCCUACUGACAAUACUUACAUUCUGGCAAUAACAUCCACUGAUAAUGGACGUAUCUUUUUGGCUGGAAAGGAUGGAUGCUUGUAUGAAGUUGCUUACCAGGCUGAGGCAGGUUGGUUUAGCCAGCGAUGUAGGAAAAUUAAUCAUUCAAAGAGCACACUGUCUUUCCUUAUUCCUUCGUUGCUACAGUUCACAUUCUCAGAGGAUGAUCCUGUAGUUCAAAUUGCCAUUGACAACUCGCGAAAUAUCUUAUACACCCGUUCAGAAAAAGGAGUACUGCAAGUUUACGAUUUGGGUCAAGAUGGUCAAGGAAUGACCAGGGUUACUUCUCUUUCACAAAAUGCCAUAGUUUCUGCUGCUGGGAGCAUUGCCAGAACAAUAGAUCGUUCUGUAUUUAAACCUAUUGUUCAAAUAGCAGUGAUUGAAAAUUCUGAAUCCAUAGACUGUCAACUGCUGGCAAUCACACACGCAGGUGUCCGACUGUAUUUUAGUACUUCACAAUUUAAGCAUCCAACAGCUCGUCCCUCUAUGUUAACAUUGGUUCAUGUCCGUUUGCCACCUGGAUUUUCAGCAUCUUCUAAUGUGGAGAAGCCCUCAAAGGUUCACAGAGCUCUUUAUAGCAAAGGAGUCCUGCUGAUGGUAGCUUCAGAAAAUGAGGAUAAUGACAUACUGUGGUGUAUCAAUCAUGAUUCUUUCCCUUUUCAAAAGCCAAUGAUGGAAACACAGAUGACCACCCGUGUUGAUGGGCAUUCCUGGGCUCUUUCUGCUAUUGAUGAAUUUAAAGGUCAGAAGAUUGUGACACCUCUCAAUAAAGAUAUUGUUCCAAUAACUGAUUCCCCUGUUGUUGUGCAGCAACACAUGCUGCCACCUAAGAAGUUUGUUCUGCUUUCAGCCCAGGGGAGCUUUAUGUUUCAUAAACUCAGACCUGUUGACCAGCUGCGGCAUCUUCUUGUUAGCAAUAUAGGUGGAGAUGGAGAAGAGAUUGAAAGAUUUUUCAAGUUGCAUCAGGAGGAUCAGGCCUGUGCCACUUGCCUUAUCUUGGCCUGUUCUAAUGCUGCAUGUGAUAGAGAAGUAUCUGCCUGGGCUACACGAGCAUUCUUCAGGUAUGGUGGAGAGGCACAAAUGAGAUUUCCAUCAGCUCUGCCUCCUCCAAGCAACGUUGGACCUAUUUUAGGUUCUCCCAUUUCUGCUGUGACAGGUCCAUGUGGAAGACGUCACCGUUCUGCCACUGCUCACUCUAUUUGUUCACAGGUUUCCCAGUUGACUGUUGAUACUCCAUAUCCUAAUCCUAGCUUUUUGACAACACAUGGGCAAGCUUUACAGUCUCCUGGUAUGUCGACUCCCAUGUUUCCUUCUGGGAAUUCCAUGUCUCACCCUGGUACAUCUGUUAGCGGUAUGAUGGGUCCAGAGAUAGUAUUUUCUGGAAGACACAAUGGCAUCUGCAUAUACUUUGCUCGGAUUAUAGGAAAUAUUUGGGAUGGCAGUAUAGUGGUGGAGCGAGUUUUCAAAAGUGGCAAUCGAGAAGUUGUUGCAUUAGAAAGCAGUGUUCCAUCCCAUGUGCUGGAAUGUGUACUACAAGAACUCAAAGGUUUACAAGAAUUUCUGGAUAGAAAUUCUCAGUUUGCUACAGUAGGAGCUCUUGGAAACCCAAGUUUCAGCACACCAGCUAAUCUCCAGCAGAGGCUUCUGGGUUUCAUGAGGCCUGAUGGUGGAAGCUCUCAGCAAGUGCAACAAGAACUCCAGAGGAAAUAUCAUGCUGAGGCACAGUUAACUGAGAAAACUUCACUUCAAGGCAUCCAGCAGCUCGUUCGCAAAACCUGUCAGGCACUGGCAUUAUGGAAACUGCUGUGUGAGCACCAAUUUAAUGUUGUUGUGGGUGAGCUUCAGAAGGAACUGCAAGAACAUCUAAAGAUUACUGCUUUCAAAGACUUGGUGAUUAGAGACAGAGAGUUGACGGGAGCACUCAUUGCUUCUCUUAUAAACUGUUAUAUCAGAGAUAACGCUGCUGUGGAUGGCAUCAGUGCCCAUUUGCAAGAUAUCUGUCCUCUUCUCUAUAGCACUGAUGAUGCUGUCUGUUCCAAGGCAAAUGAACUGCUUCAGCGAUCUCGACAGGCUCAAAACAAACUGGAAAAAGAGAAGAUGCUAAGAGAGUCACUGAAAGAGUACCAAAAGAUUAGCAAUCAAGUAGACCUUGCUAAUGUUUGUGCACAAUAUAGGCAAGUGCGUUUCUAUGAGGGAGUAGUAGAACUGUCUCUUACUGCUGCUGAGAAGAAAGAUCCCCAAGGUCUUGGCCUUCAUUUCUAUAAAAAUGGAGAACCAGAAGAGGAUGUUGUGGGACUCCAAGCUUUUCAAGAGAGACUUAACAGCUACAAGUGUAUCACUGACACCCUUCAGGAGUUAGUGAAUCAAAGUAAAGCUGCUCCCCAGUCUCCCAGCGUACCCAAAAAACCAGGUCCUCCAGUGCUGUCAUCUGACCCCAACAUGCUCAGCAAUGAAGAAGCAGGACACCAUUUUGAACAAAUGCUAAAGCUAGCUCAACGUUCAACGGAUGAACUCUUUAGUAUUGCACUUUACAACUGGCUGAUACAAGUUGAUCUGGCUGACAAACUAUUACAGGUGACUGCCCCCUUUUUGGAACCCUACCUUGUGCGGAUGACCAAGAUUGACCAAAACAAAGUUCGUUAUAUGGAUUUACUGUGGAGAUACUUUGAAAAGAACAGAAAUUUUAGUAAUGCAGCCCGAGUCUUGGCUAAAUUGGCUGACCUACAUAGCACAGAAAUUUCUCUACAGCAGCGUCUUGAAUACAUCGCACGUGCUAUUUUGAGUGCCAAAAGUUCCACUACCAUAUCUUCUAUAGCUGCAGAUGGUGAAUUCCUACAUGAACUUGAAGAAAAAAUGGAAGUUGCGAGGAUUCAGCUUCAAAUACAAGAAACAUUACAACGGCAAUAUUCCCAUCAUUCUUCAGUGCAAGAUGCAGUCUCACAGCUUGAUGCUGAGCUGAUGGAUAUAACCAAGCUAUAUGGAGAAUUUGCUGACCCUUUUAAGCUCUCAGAGUGUAAGCUUGCAAUUAUACACUGUGCAGGUCAUUCUGAUCCUAUCUUGGUGCAAACUCUCUGGCAAGAAAUCAUCGAGAAAGAGUUGAGUGAUAGUGUGUCUCUGAGCCCUGCUGACAGAAUGCAAGCACUUAGUCUAAAGAUGGUUUUGCUUGGAAAAAUAUAUGCUGGCACACCUCGUUACUUUCCUUUAGAUUUUUUAGUGCAGUUUCUAGAGCAACAGGUCUGUGCUUUGAACUGGGAUGUAGGUUUUGUAACAUAUACCAUGCAAGAAAUUGGAGUGCCAUUGCCAAGGCUGCUUGAAGUAUAUGACCAGUUGUUUAAAGCACGGGACCCAUAUUGGAAUAGGAUGAAAAAGCCUUUACACCUUUUAGAGUGUAUUCACGUAUUAUUGUCGGGAUAUGUACAAGAUCCAAGCAGAGUACUUAUGAGGCGACGAUUCACAAAUGUUUGCUUGGAUGCCGUUAGUUGCUACCUGGUUGAACUUCAGUCUAUGAGCCCGACGCUAGCAGUGCAGACAACCAUUGGGAAUUUUAAAUCACUACAGGCUAAAUUAGAGCGUCUUCACUGAUUGACUAAUUAAAUAAUAAUAAUAAAAAGUGUUAGCUCAGAUAAAAUGAACUAUAAAAUAAAAGUUCAGAUGUCUGCACUGAAUCUCUGGAAGAACAAAUAGAAAGAAAUUUUAAGAAAGUUGCAUCUCCUGCUGCAAUUAUCGAUUGUGUGGUCUGUAUUCCUGCUCAUCUAAAGGUAUCUACAAAUUGUAGGAUGUAAAUGUGACAAAUUGAGUUUCUUUUGCUACUACCAAUUUUUUUAAUGAUAGAACGCUCUUUUUUAUACUGUUGAAAUAAAGGACAUUGUAUGGUCUUUCCCUUCAGAAUUAAAAAUAUUUGGUAAAUAUUUUCCUUUUUCUUUACUUAACAUAAAAGAAUGGAGAAAAAUAAGGGUUAGAAUCUACUUUAUUAUCUGUUUCACAAGUAUCAAAACAAGACAUGAAAACUGUGAAAGGCAAGAUGAUGAUAAAAGCACAUGUUGAAGGAGUCAUACUGUAAACAUGGUCAUAUCGGGGAGUAGUGAUGCAACCCUAACUCUAGCUGUGUUCUAUUGGCAAGUUUCAAUAACAAUGAGAAUUGUUUCAUAACUGCCACUUUCACUAUGACCUAUAAAUAGUAUGUUUGGAAUGAAACUGCAGCAAUUAGCAAUCUAAUUUAUACUGAAA